This is a messenger RNA of Symbiodinium sp. CCMP2456, 2562 nucleotides long. The record is from the annotation of a GenBank genome assembly. NCBI's taxonomy places the organism in Eukaryota, Dinophyceae, Suessiales, Symbiodiniaceae.
AUGACGGCUGCCGGGGGGGUCGCGGCUGAGGUUAAGCUCGCCCCUUCGGAUACGUCUGGUCGGCCCCAAACGGCCUGGGAAGUCCCAGACAGAGGGCUGCUCCGUCUUGCGCACCUCAGCCAUGCAGUUGUCGCACCUGGUGUGGAGGAGCGCUUGAGGAUCGAGUUGCGGGACAUCGUCUUGCCGCCGCAUCCUGGCGGCCAGGGCCAUUUUAAUGCCGUGCACGACGAGCUGCGCUGCAAGGCUUACGUGGGACCUGCAAGAGCCUUGUUCGGCUCCGAUGGCCGUCCAGAUAAAUCGCGGCUGAAAGAAGCCAGGUUGGAGGUCUCAGGACACCAAGCGGCAGCCGAGGUGGACCUUGGUGUUCCCGAACCGCAGGAGCCCUGGGCUUUGCGGAUGAAGCUCUACCGGAGACCUGCAAGCAACCUCUUCGCCCAGGAGAAAUGCGCAGAGUUCGUGGAGGCGCUGCCGUGCCCCCGCUCGGCUGUGCAGCUGCCAGGGCCCUCGGGCGGUCGACAGGUCGGGGCGGCGCAGGUCGAGGUGCUUCGGCUCGUGCCUGCUGCAGCUGCCGAUGCGCUCCAGGAGGCUUGUGGCCGGGUCCUGGCCCAGGCCGUGGAUGCAGGCGUCGAGGCCGAGGACGUGGAGAAGCUCUGUUUGGGCGCGCGGGAGCUCGGGCCAGAGACGCUGCGCCGGCCCGAGGCGGCCCAGGCGCUCUUGGCGGCCGCGAAGUUGGGGAAGCACGCCGUGGUGGAGAAGCUCCUUUCGGCAGGCGUCCGGGCAACCCUGGCGGCGGCCAGGGCCGCGGAGCAGGCUGGUGAGCACUUGCUCGCCUCGAGGCUCUUCUCCAGCGCCGAGGGAGCCAAGAAGAGCGAAGUCCUUCUGCGGAGGGCUGUGGAGGAGCGGAUGCCCUUCGUUGCAGAACAGAUCCUGAAGGAGGAUGCCACGGCUCUUGAGGGGCUGGACCAGGAAGCGGCGAGGAAGGCCCACGCGGCCGGCGCGUGGACCGUCCUGGCUGCGCUGCUGGAUCGUGGCGAUCCCGCGCCGGCGCAGCCGAGGCUCCUCCUGGACUACGCCCUGCGCGCGGGCCACGCGGGCCUCGCGAGGUCCUGCCUGGCGCAUCUGGGCGAGGACACCAGGGACAUGGACCUGGCACUCCGCACCUGCCUGGACCACGGCCGCACGGAGAUCGUCCGCGAGGCCUUGGAGGUGAUGUGGAAGGCUCGCAGCGGCGGGCAAUCCGAAGGACCCCCUCUUCUGGAGCUGGAAGGGGGCACUCCAGACCACCCUGCGGAAUGCAGCAUUUGCUUCGAGGAGCUGUACACGAAUCCAGGGGUCUAUGUCAACGAGCAUGGUCUCCGUGUUUGCGGGCACUUCACUUGCCUGAACUGCGCCGAGCAUGUCCAAGACGAGGCCGGCGAGCGCUUCCGUGCGUGGCGGGCCCGGCGCGAGCCCCGCAUCCCGCGGCCGCCGGGCCCCGUCUGUCCUCUUUGCCGAGCUCCUUUCGAGGCGGCGGUGCGACUGACGGAUCCCACGGUGGAUCCCAAAGCCUUCUUCCGCCUCGCCUGCGUUCCAGAGGACGCCGAUGCGAAUCCUGAGUCCUUGACCUUGAAGGAGAAAUUUGCCCUCAGCACGCUCGGUGCAUUGCUGCCGGUGAACGUCUCGAACUUCGCAGCGACCUUUCAAAGCCUCUGGCCAGCCUGGUGCGACGCGGAUCUCCAGCCUCGGCCGGAAGGAUUGCGGGAAGCGGACUUCCUAAGGCCCGGCGGCAUGCUCGCCUGGCUCAGCGGGCAUCUUCUGGAGCUCAAGGUCCAAGGCCAGCUGGGCCAGCCACCACGCCUGGACUGUCCAGAGACUUGGUUCCGGCACUUCGACUUUCAGAAUUCCGGGCGGCUCACCAAGUCCGAGCUGCUCCGGGGCGUGGUGAAGGCCUUCGACUGCUCGCAGCUGGCGGCGCCGGGGACGCCCUCGCGGAGGGCGCGGAGCGCCGGGGUCCUGAAGCUCCGGGAUCUCGUGGAGGCGGUCUGGGACGAGGAGCGCUGGGCAUCCGGCGUGCCCUUGGAGGAUUUCGUGGGCAGCAGCGGCCUGGCCGAGCGCCUGCGAGCCGCGCUGCCGCUCGGCCCGGGCGGCCCUCCAGCGGCCGCCGCGGGCCCGUCCGCCGCAGCGAGUGGUGGAAGGCCUGCAGACACGCCGAAAGCAGAGACCGUCAGCGUGGAGGAGGCACUGCGUCUCGCACGAGCCAGUGACUUCAAGACCGUGCAGGAGGACGAGGCGCGAGCCAAGGUGCGGGCGGAGAAGCAGCGCCAGCCACUGACGCAAUCUCCGAGCCGGGACGGGGCGGCGGAGCCCAGGAGGCCUGGCGGCCCGGCGGGUGGCGCUCAAGUGCUGCUGGCAUCGCUCCUCGAGGCCGCCCGGGAGGAGGGCCGACUUGGAGCCACUCGCCAGCUCCGGAUCCAGUGCCCCUUCUGUGGCGUGGUGAACGCCGCUCGCGCCUCGGAGAGACAUCGAGUCAUCUGCGGUGCCUGCCGGAGUGUCUUCGCAGUUCCCAGUUUGGGGCGGCGCUGA